ACAGAAAACAGAACCAAUAAUUUCAAUGGAUCAAUCUGAAGAACAAAUUAACCUCCCAGAGCUCUUAGUAAUUAACCCACCCCCAGUAUUCAUAGUCCACCAACACCAAUUCUCAACAAAAUUCAAACUCCUCAAAGCAUACGAAUCUCCACUCUCCACAGACCUCUUCCUACAAACACACGCACAGUCCACUAAAGCCAUCAUCUGUUACGGAAAAAGCCCAAUCACUAGCAACAUACUUCAUCUUCUUCCUUCACUUCGACUCGUUGUUACAGCUAGUGCUGGAUUCAACCACAUAGAUCUACUUGAGUGUAAACAACGAGGUAUCGCUGUUGUUAAUACAGGUGAUGUAUUAUCUGAGGAUACUGCUGAUACUGCUGUUGGAUUGUUGAUUGAUGUGCUGAGGAAAAUUAGCGCUGGUGAUCGGUUUGUUCGUUCUGGAAAUUGGGUUAAUAAAGUUCAGUACCCUUUGGGUUCUCGGUUGGGAGGUAGGCAUGUUGGAAUAGUUGGUUUAGGCAACAUUGGUUUAAAAGUUGCAACAAGGUUAGAGGCAUUUGGCUGCAAAAUUUCAUACAACUCAAGGCAAAAGAAAACAGUUCCUUACAACUUCUACCAAAACGUUUGUGAACUUGCACUUGACUGUAACAUCCUCGUCAUAUGUUGUACAUUGACUGUCCAAACUCAUCACGUGAUUGACAAGGAUGUCCUAAAAGCAUUGGGAAAGGAUGGCAUUCUCAUCAACAUUGCUCGUGGACCUAUCGUUGACGAGAAAGAACUGGUGAAAUUCUUGGUUGAAGGUGAGAUUGCAGGAGCUGGUUUGGAUGUGUUUGAGAACGAACCAAAAGUUCCUCAAGAAUUGAUUUCAUUGGAUAAUGUUGUUCUUACACCACAUAAAGCUGCCUUUACAGAGGAAGCAUUUAGCGAUGCUUCCCAAAUUGUUCUGGCUAACUUAGAAGCCUUUUUCUCAAAUAAACCCUUAAUUUCUCCAGUCAUCGAUGUAUGACCCAAUUGGGCAGCCACAUUUACCUACUACUUUCCUGAAAAUGCUAUAUAAUUAAUGCGACCACCCAAUUCAAAAUGUUAUAUACUAUUUGAGCUGAAUUUGGGGGGAUCAAAAUGAGCUGAAUUAAUAAAUGAGGCAUUGUCCAAUCCUGCUCAAUCAGACAUCUAAGAAUGUUGCCUUAUGUAAUAGUAAUAGGUCUGACCAGGAAAUUAGCUUUCACACGCAUUGGAGAUUGAGUAUGCAAUUCUUUUCUCCUUAUUUGCAACUGAUCCUGGUCAAUUGUUUUUUGCACUCUAUAUAUACUUGAUUUCAAGGAAAGAAAACUAAGAUGCGUGAUUGUAUCAAUUAUUUCAAUUUCGAUGCUUUU
Molecule: messenger RNA, 1370 nt
Organism: Lycium ferocissimum
Lineage: Eukaryota; Viridiplantae; Streptophyta; Magnoliopsida; Solanales; Solanaceae
Product: glyoxylate/hydroxypyruvate reductase HPR3-like
Exons: 2
Coding region: 26-1003 (325 amino acids)
Cellular component (GO): cytosol
Molecular function (GO): NAD binding; hydroxypyruvate reductase [NAD(P)H] activity; glyoxylate reductase (NADPH) activity
Source: RefSeq, a predicted model, not a curated record